Salvia splendens (bonfire salvia) is the source of this 903-nucleotide messenger RNA. RefSeq names its product DUF241 domain protein (DUF241). The coding region runs from base 1 to 903 and encodes 300 amino acids. The record is from RefSeq and is a predicted model, not a curated record. Lineage: Eukaryota; Viridiplantae; Streptophyta; Magnoliopsida; Lamiales; Lamiaceae. Gene Ontology annotation, biological process: shoot system development; root development. The transcript has a single exon.
AUGGCACCCAAAAUGGUGACCAGUUUCCGCCGCUCCCUCUCCUUCCCCAACCCUCCCCCAGCACCCAAACCACGCACCGCCAUCCACGUCAGAUCCGCCAGUCUCCCGUGCCGGACGCACCCGAUCAUUUCUCACCUCCGCGACGAGAUCUCCGAGCUCCACUCCUGGUCCGCCGACGCCCGCACCUCCGCCUGGCUCUGCGACGGCCUCCGCCGCCUCAAGUCCGUCCACGAGUCUCUCGACGACCUCCUCCACCUCCCGCAGACGCGCGACUCCCUCCGCGGCGCCGACUGCUCCGAAUCCAAUCACCUCAUCGAGAAGCUUCUCGAAGACUUCCUUCGCUUCGUCGACGUCCACGGAACCUUCCAGACGCUCCUCCUCCGCCUCAAGGAGGAGCACUCCGCCGCGCAGAUCGCCGUCCGGAGGAAGGACGAAGCCGGUGUCGCGGCGCGAUCGAAAAAUCUCGGCAAAAUCGCCAAGGAGAUCGGGAAGCUCUCCUCCGAUUUCGCAUCCGUCGGGAAAUCAGCGGAUCCGCCGCGGAAGGUGUAUGACGAAGAGGCGGAGAUACUGGACGUGAUCGACGGUGUGGUGGAGGCGACGGUGGCGGUUUCUAAUGCGCUUUUCGGCGGGAUCUCGAGCUCGGCGGCUUUUCGGAAGGCACCCUGCAUGGGGUUGGGGUUUGGGAGGAAAACGAAAAGCGUGAAAGUUGAAGGAGGGAUUCGUGAAUUCCGAGAGUUGGAUUUGGAGAAUUUGAGGAAGAAAGCGGAGGAAGAUGUGAAGAAUGCGUCGAAGAAAAUGCGUGAAAUGGAAGAUCGGAUUUUGGAGAUUGAAGAGUGUGGAGAGAGGGCGUUUCGGAGCUUGAUUAACACUAGGGUUUCAUUGCUCAAUGUACUCACACAAUAG